This is a messenger RNA of Cyclocybe aegerita, 951 nucleotides long. Lineage: Eukaryota; Fungi; Basidiomycota; Agaricomycetes; Agaricales; Hemipholiotaceae. The record is from the annotation of a GenBank genome assembly.
AUGUCAGAGGGGGGAAUCCCAGCCAUCCGGGACCUUGUCAAGCGCCUCAUCAUCCGUCCCCGCGAGCUUAUCCUCGACUUUACACAACCAGGCUCCUGCCGUUGGACGGAUCUCGGAAGCCUCACAGAUGUGCUCGAGGAGCUUGUACAUCAACCUUCUUUGACUUCAUUUUCGUUUGCCGGUAUUGUCGGCGUCCCUUGGGACCUCCUACGAGGGAGCAAUGUGUGCAAACUGACGAUUGGAUAUGGGCUGGUAGACGUGGUCCCAAGUUCGACAUCAAAUUCAGCUCCUUUUCCGCAACUUGAAUGGUUGGAGAUCAAGGGACGAAUUCCUCCCGGCUUUGUGCUAGAUACGGAUUCCAACAGACUUCUCGAGCAGGUUUCGCCGAAGGCUAUUGAGAUCCAUGUGGGUCAAAUUUUCAACUUUAUGGGACUUCGAAACGUCCUUCAUUCGACACAAAAAUCUCUCAGGCAUCUACAUUUGAAUUUCGAGAGGAGGGAACUGCCAUCCGUGUCCACUGCUGUUGAUCUCGGUAUUCUCACCUCUCUGAAACACCUUUUCCUCUCAUACGACUCAUAUUCCACCUCUCCUAUGACACGUGGAGACCCGGCAGGCAAUUAUUUCGAUCAUAUAUCAGAGAUCCUGGAAGCAUCCUCCAACAGUGGUGCCCCAAACGCGCUUCAAACGAUGUCAUUGUCCAUCAUCUUACCGGUCUUUAUUCCGAAAACCUCCGAAUACGAGUUCGACGUACGAGCAUGGAGCGUUCUGGAUAGAGCGCUGGCGAAGGAACGCCUUUCGGCCAUUCAGCGCGUAAAUUUGAAGGUGAUGUUAGACAUAAUACUGCCCAAGAAGAGGGCCUUUGCUAUCGAAGAUUUUCGUAGGAAUGCUACCGCGGCCCUCCGCGCAAUUAUCCAAUCAUUUACUAUGGCUAGUAAAUUGUAUCCGUUGUAA